Molecule: messenger RNA, 1308 nt
Organism: Anthostomella pinea
Lineage: Eukaryota; Fungi; Ascomycota; Sordariomycetes; Xylariales; Xylariaceae
Source: the annotation of a GenBank genome assembly
AUGGAAGACUACCGGCAAUAUCUGGCUCAGAAGAUCCUGACCGAGGAUCAAGUCGUCACAUACCGACUGUUGAGUCGUGCUUUGAAGGUCCACGUCAACACCGCAAAGGAAAUGCUCUAUGAGUUCCACAAGUGGCAAAAUGACAAGCGACCAGGGACGCUCCAUGCCACCUAUCUGGUGUACGGUACCAAGUUAAAGGUCGAGCAGCAGGAUGGAGAUGUCGAGAUGACCGACUCGCAAACGUCCGAGGACGUCCAUGUCCCCUUCUCGGAUGAGGUGCCCACACACACGCUCUCUCUUGUCAAGGAGGGGGAACUUCAAGAGGCAUUGGCACUGUACGUUGAGGUCACGUCGAUACAUGUCUACAGCCUAGCACCACACCCACUCAAGGACCUUCAACUCCUAGCCGACACUGCGAGGCAGGUACUUGAGCUAUCGUCUGGGGAAGAUGCCAAGGUCUUUGGCGCAAUUGCCAACCCGAACGUUCGCAAAAGAGAGCGCCGUGCUGGGUCCAAACCUGCUGCAAGUGCAUCUGCCCCCAAGGCCGAGCCCAAACCGCCGAUCAAGAAAGAAGUAAAGCCUACUCCAACACCUGAUGUGAAGGAAGAAACGAAAGCAGCAACGCCGAAGGGUCCCAGGGAAAUGUCGGCGUCUGCGUCUGCACCUGCUAAGAAACCUGCGAACGCUGCUACGCUGAAGCGACAAGGAUCAUCAAACAUUGGACAGAUGUUUGCCAAAGCCGCAGCAAACCCCAAACCCAAGAAGCCAGCGGCUAAAGUCCCCGUCUCCAAGUCAGCAGCAACAUCCACGCCAGCCAGCGGUGCCGAAGACACUGCCAUGUCUGAUGAUGGCGAGGAUGAUGCGGAACCGGUGGCAGACGUCAAACAAGAAGAGAGUGGCGUCCGGCAGGCACGAAAGAAUCGCCAAGCCGAGCUACAGCGCAUGAUGGAGGAGAGCGACGAUGACGAGCCCGAGAAGGCAGACAGUCUGGCCGAGGAAUCCAUGGAGGACGAACCGCCCGCGCCGGAGCCAGAGACGAAAACAGAGGAGCCUGCCGAGGUCGUCUCGAGCGCGAGUGGCGGUCGGCGCAGGGGCCGACGUCGCGUCACCCGAAAAAAGCAGAUCUUGGACGAGCAGGGCUAUCUCGUGACGAUCCAGGAGCCGGGCUGGGAGUCGUUCUCGGAGGACGAGGCGCCUCCGCCGCCGAAACCGAAGGCUCAGCCUGUCAAGACGGAGCCGGCUGCGAAGCCCAAGAAGGGGGCGGCCAAGGGCCAGGGAAACAUCAUGUCCUUCUUUUCGAAGAAAUAG